GCGCCAGAGUUUACAUAUCAUAAUUUGUAUACGACCGUUUGCUUUGUUGCUAUUUCACAUACUCUAGUAUGAAUACCGACGUCCCGACAUUUGAUAGACGCGAGGUGGAUCACAGCGUCUUCAGACCCGUCACCUCCGAGAGUGUCAUAAACAGAAGACUAGCUAAACGGCGAUGUGAACUUGAACGUGAUAUGCACAACCGUCUUAGAGAACGGAAACAACAUCGCGGUCUGCUGAGGAGCCACUCCAUCUUUUUAGAGCGGAAAUCAAAGCUGUGUUUCUUUGGGUACCACUUUACGGAUAGCGUAAAAGCGGACAUGCCCUAUUUGACGGACCAAGAUGCAGAGGAACUGUCAGAAUAUCUGUUUAGACUCAAAUACAUUGUUCCAGUCAUGAAGUUCGUCACUGAGAUGAGCCCAACAACUGUGUUCUACAGAUACGCAGAAGAUGAGCGACGUCUGGCACCCUCACUGCAGCGGGAACGUGUCUCCUGCUCUGAGCUAGCACGGCACCUAAUGGACCGCACUUCGGCACCCCUAGUAGCUGGGAACAAGUUGCUGGAACUGAUAGACACUCACGUGGCAGAUUGUUCGGUCGAUCUUGUUGACAACCAGCAGUUCGUGACCAACUCUCUGAACAGACACACCAUGCUGUGUCAACAGAUGCUGCACCAUGGUAACCUCAUUCCGGAGUCCUCCGAAACUCCGGAACGUUUCCAGAAGUUCAGACCGGAGAACAACUAUUACCUGUGUGAUAGCGAAGAGGGCAGGGACCAUGUUAGACAGCUUCAGCAGGAUAAGACUCUUAAAGAAGGAGAAAGAACCAGACAUAUCUCCGAGAACGCAAAAGCUCUUGGAUCCAUAUUUGAGGAUUGUACCCUGAUAAGGUCAUUCACAGGAUUGAGACGAAUAUCCAACGAGUCUUGCUCAGCAUCUCAAGCUUCAACGAUAAAUAGGGCUAUCAAGCCUCGGCAGCAUACCCUGAGAAGAUCGAGCUCUCUUCGGACGAGGAAGAAAAGUAAAGCUGUUGUGUACUGGACGAUGGAGGUGGAGCAGGAGAACAGACCUAUCACUAUUAGAGAUGAGAACACUGAAACACCAGCAACAACGCUGAAUAUUGGCACAAAGGAAGUAAGAAGAAGGCGACUAUCAUCAAGGAUCAUGGCAUCAGAUGUAGAAGUAAUUGACAAAGCAGAAGACAUCCUUGAAAGCGAUACGUACGCACCUCCUAAACGUAAAACAUCCUUUCCUGACAAGUUGAAGAUUAUCUGCAAGAAACUGGUUGGUGUGAAUUUGAACCAUAACAUCAAGGCUAAAUGUAAUGGUAACCUGAACAAUAUCUCUAGUAUUGAUGCUGAAUGGAUCGGAUACUGAGAGAGCAGUUGAACUGUCUCAAUUGUAUCUAGUGAACUUUUAUUUUAUAUUUUUUCUUAUGUAAGAUUGACAUCUGAGA
Bolinopsis microptera is the source of this 1452-nucleotide messenger RNA. RefSeq lists its product as uncharacterized. The transcript has 5 exons. The coding region runs from base 69 to 1373 and encodes 434 amino acids. The record is from RefSeq and is a predicted model, not a curated record. Lineage: Eukaryota; Metazoa; Ctenophora; Tentaculata; Lobata; Bolinopsidae.